ACAACAAUCACUCUCACCAUCAGCGACAAGAAGAGACCAACUGAACAACUGAGCUCCAGUGGACACCAUGGCCUCUGCUCUCUCUGUGCGCUCAGUGCGGCAGCCCUCCUUCUCCAACAUCUCUGUGAGGGGCAGUGGACGCAGCAUCCGCUCCAAACCCUCUGUCUCCAAUCUUUCCUCGAUCGCCACUCUGUCGCGCUCCCUCUCUCUGGGCAAUGGCCUCAACGUGCUGGGCUCCAGCCUCUCCAAUGGCCUCAGCGUCAGCGAGAAGGAGACCAUGCAGGGCCUGAACGACAGGCUGGCCAACUACCUGGACAAGGUGCGGUCACUGGAGAAAUCCAAUGCUGAGCUGGAGGUGAAGAUCAAGCAGCUUAUGCUGGACAGAGCUCCAAAAGGGUACGACAUUGAGGGGAUGAUGGCACAGGCCCAUGCCAUUGGACAGGAGGUGAGAAAGAAGACACUGGAGAAUGCCCGUAUAAUGCUGGAGAUUGAUAAUGCCAAGCUGGCGGCUGAUGACUUCAGGGUCAAAUGGGAGGCAGAGGCCACCUUGUGCCAGUCAGUGGAGAGGGACUGUCAGGCUCUGAGGAGAGCAAAGUCAGACCACGACCAGAUCAUCGCCACUCUCCGAGGAGACCUGGACAGCCUGAAGGAGGAGCUCUACUUCCUCAAGAAGAAUCACCAGGAGGAAAUGAACUCCCUGAAGGCCCGUUUGGACAAUGAGCAGGUGAACGUGGAGGUGGAUGCGGCUCAAAGUCCUGAUCUUGGGGCCAUCUUGGCUGAACUCAGGGUCCAAUAUGAGGGCAUUGUUCGCAAGAACAAGGAGGAGGCCGAGUCUUGGUACCUGAAGAAGUUAGAGGCAGUACAGUCGGAGGUCAAAGAAAGCAACGAGGCUUUGCGUUGUGCCCAAAGUGAGCUCAGUGAGAGGCGGCGUUUCCUUCAGGCUCUAGAAGUUGAGCUUGAGAGCGUUCGUAAACAGGUUAGCGUGUUAGAGGGAAAUCUCGGAGAAUCGGGACACAAGUACUCUGUGGACAUGGACCGUCUUCAGGCCAUUCUGACACAGCUGGAGGAUGAGCUGUCUCAGCUGCGUUUGGACAUGCAGCGCAACAAGACUGACUACGAACAGCUACUACGCAUCAAGCAGAACCUGGAGAUGGAGAUCGCCACCUACAGGAGGCUGCUGGAAGGAGAGGACGUGGUGAAAGAAACUCCCCCUCCACCUCUUAAAAAAGACCCCGAUGUAAGGACUAGGAAGAUUGUGAAAGUCGUCACUCAAACAAUGAUCAAUGGCAAAGUAGUCGAUGAGUCCAGCGAGGUGGAGGAGAUCGAGGAGCGCAAAAAAUGAACCAAAGUGCAUCAGUACGGAAGCAAUGUUUCAUAAAGCAUUAGCUGACUGUGGAUCAAA
Messenger RNA from Pundamilia nyererei, 1402 nucleotides. It is a transcript of the gene krt1-c5, whose product is annotated as keratin, type 1, gene c5. Gene Ontology annotation, cellular component: cytoskeleton. NCBI's taxonomy places the organism in Eukaryota, Metazoa, Chordata, Actinopteri, Cichliformes, Cichlidae. Gene Ontology annotation, molecular function: structural molecule activity. The transcript has 9 exons. The coding region runs from base 68 to 1342 and encodes 424 amino acids. The record is from RefSeq and is a predicted model, not a curated record.